Molecule: messenger RNA, 765 nt
Organism: Rhodamnia argentea
Lineage: Eukaryota; Viridiplantae; Streptophyta; Magnoliopsida; Myrtales; Myrtaceae
Exons: 2
Coding region: 1-765 (254 amino acids)
Molecular function (GO): nucleic acid binding; RNA-DNA hybrid ribonuclease activity
Source: RefSeq, a predicted model, not a curated record
AUGUUAGCAGAAAAUGCUGCGGGAUCACGGAUCGAAGGUGGGAUAGAUCCUCUCGAUGAUCGUGUUUUACGGGUUACGCGAGAAAAGUGGGUCAUGUACUUCGACGGGGCCGUUAACUUAUCCGGAUCCGGCACAGGGCGAUCCCUUAUCUCCCCGGAUGGCCAGCACUAUCCAAGAGCCGCCAAGUUAUUGUUUCCGUGCACCAAUAACAUCGCUGAAUACGAAGCAUGCAUUCUCGGGCUGCGGGUUGCCGUGGAGAUGGAAAUUCGGAGACCGCAAGUUUAUGGCGACUCUGCCCUCAUUUUCCUUCGGACAGAAGGCAAAUGGAAAACUCGUGACCCAAAGUUGAUCCCAUAUCACGAGUUUUCGGAAGAUAUAAUCGAAGAGUUCGAUGAGAUAGCGUUCGAGUAUCUUCCCGCAGCCCAGAACCGGUUCGCAGACGCGUUGGCUACCCUAUCCUCAAUGUUCCAAGUGACUGCAGGUUCGGACAUUGAGCCAUUGAGAAUCGAAAUCUUGAAGCAUUCUGCUUACUCCAUGCUAAUAGAAGAAGAGGCGGAUGGAGAGCCAUGGUAUCAAGACAUUAAGGUCUACCUGCAGACUAGAAAAUUUCCUAAGGGCAGUGAAGCAGGUGACAGGAAAUAUCCGAUGAAACUGUCUGCAAAGUUUUUCCUCGGCGGCGAUACGUUGUACAAGAGGUCAUACGACUCCGUUCUCCCGAGCAUGUUCGUUCCUGCCAUCGUUGUCGGGUCUAUGGAGAUAGAAUAG